CACUAACACAAACACACAUUCACAUCUGCGCAGAGAUCCGAAUUCUUUUUAUGGCAGUAUUGGUAUCGUACAAGUGGUUCAAUCAGCAACGCAGAGUGGUUCCUUUUUCUGUUCGCAGUACGUUCGUGCCCGCAGCUUUUCGCACAACUCCAGCUCGUGUGAGCCAUAUAAAUCAGACUUGAAGAUAAGUGAAAACAACUACCACGGUCAAGAUGUUCUCCGCCCUGCUGGACGCCGCUCGUAACUCUCCCUUCAAGACCCCCUUUAUGAAGGCACAGUGUGAUGCUGACAACAACAACAAAGCCCUAGUCCCAUCUGGAAACCGAACAAUCCAGGCUGCCGCCACCAAGGAGGUCGAAUUUGGUUCCAAUGAAUUCUACGCGUUGUGUGCCGUCGGUGGUAUUCUGUCCUGUGGAAUCACGCAUACCGCGGUGGUACCGCUGGAUUUAGUAAAAUGCCGUCUCCAGGUUGAUGCCGCCAAGUACAAGAACUUGUUCCAUGGCUUCAAGGUCACCAUCGCGGAGGAGGGCGCCAGAGGACUCGCCAAGGGUUGGGCUCCAACCUUCUUCGGCUAUUCGGCACAGGGUGCGUUCAAGUUUGGUCUGUAUGAGGUGUUCAAGAUCCAGUACGCCAACAUGAUUGGCGAGGAGAAUGCGUACCUGUACCGCACAUGGGUGUACCUGGCGGCGUCCGCUUCGGCCGAAUUCUUCGCCGAUAUUGCGCUGUCCCCGCUGGAAGCAGCCAAGGUCAAAAUCCAGACUACCCCAGGGUACGCCAACACGCUGCGUCAAGCUGUGCCGAAGAUGAUGGGCGAAGAGGGCAUCUCUGGAUUCUACAAGGGCCUGGUGCCUCUGUGGUGCCGUCAGAUCCCGUACACCAUGAUGAAGUUCGCAUGCUUCGAGCGGACCGUUGAGCUGCUGUACAAACAUGUUGUGCCGAAGCCACGCUCUGAAUGCAGCAAGGGAGAGCAACUGGUUGUUACAUUUGCCGCCGGCUACAUUGCCGGAGUAUUCUGCGCCAUCGUUUCCCACCCGGCUGAUGUGGUCGUAUCGAAGCUGAACCAAGCCAAGGGAUCUUCUGCUAUCGAUGUCGCAAAGAAGCUUGGCUUUAUGGGCAUGUGGAACGGUCUGAUGCCACGUAUCAUUAUGAUUGGUACGCUGACCGCUCUCCAGUGGUUCAUUUACGAUGGUGUUAAGGUCGCUCUAUCUAUUCCACGUCCGCCACCACCAGAGAUGCCGGAAUCGCUGAAGAAGAAACUCGGUGUCGAAUAAAGUGCGUAUGUGUGUCACUAGUGCUAAAACAAACAGGAAUAUAGAGAUUAAGUUUUAAUCAAGUGAAAAGCAACAGUGUAGAAGCUAAGCGUGUAUUCUGGUUCCAAAGUGCGACUUUGCAGCUAAAAUAAUAAAACAUCAAACACAUUCGAAUACGAAA
Toxorhynchites rutilus septentrionalis is the source of this 1431-nucleotide messenger RNA. RefSeq names its product phosphate carrier protein, mitochondrial-like. Bases 213 to 1271 code for a protein of 352 amino acids. NCBI's taxonomy places the organism in Eukaryota, Metazoa, Arthropoda, Insecta, Diptera, Culicidae. Gene Ontology annotation, cellular component: mitochondrial inner membrane. Gene Ontology annotation, molecular function: phosphate transmembrane transporter activity. The transcript has 4 exons. The record is from RefSeq and is a predicted model, not a curated record. Gene Ontology annotation, biological process: mitochondrial phosphate ion transmembrane transport.